GGCAGGAGAGAGGUGGCCGUGGGCCGAGCUGAGUAGGGAGAAGGCGACCAGACUUGCUCGCAGAGGGCGAGCCAGUGCCUGCCGUGGGGCGGGGCGGGAGGGUGCGAAGCCGGGAGCCUGGGAGCAGCUCAGCGGCCCGGGAGAGCGGCCGCCCACCGGAGACCGCAGCCGCCUGCCCUCCACUCUGGGAUGUCGGAGCGAUCCAAGCAUCCAGGACGCUGACGGAGCGAGCCCGAGGAUGGGACGGCGCCCGCAGCUCCGGCUCGUGAAGGCCCUUCUCCUUCUGGGGCUGAACUCCGUCUCCACCUCCCUCCAGGAUCAACACUGUGAGAAUCUGUCCCUGGCCAGCAAUGUCUCUGGCCUGCAGUGCAAUGCCUCCGUGGAUCUCAUUGGCACCUGCUGGCCCAGGAGCCCUGCCGGUCAGUUGGUGGUUCGACCUUGCCCUGCCUUUUUCUACGGUGUCCGCUACAACACCACAAACAAUGGCUACCGGGAAUGCCUGGCCAAUGGCAGCUGGGCAGCCCGUGUGAAUUAUUCUGAGUGCCAGGAGAUUCUCAACGAAGAGAAGAAGAGCAAAGUGCACUACCAUAUUGCCGUCAUCAUCAACUACCUGGGCCACUGCAUCUCCCUGGUGGCCCUCCUGGUGGCCUUUGUCCUCUUCCUGCGGCUCAGGUGAGAAGGCGUAGGCACUGCCUCAUGCCACCCCUGGGCCCUUGAGCGUACUCAGGGAGGUGGGAGCAUCCGGUGCCUGAGAAACAUCAUCCACUGGAACCUCAUCUCGGCUUUCAUCCUGCGCAACGCCACAUGGUUUGUGGUCCAGCUCACCAUGAGCCCUGAGGUCCACCAGAGCAACGUGGCCUGGUGCAGGUUGGUGACAGCUGCCUACAACUACUUCCAUGUAACCAACUUCUUCUGGAUGUUCGGUGAGGGCUGCUACCUGCACACAGCCAUUGUGCUCACAUACUCCACCGACCGUCUGCACAAGUGGAUGUUCAUCUGCAUCGGCUGGGGUGUGCCAUUCCCCAUCAUUGUGGCUUGGGCCAUUGGGAAGCUUUACUAUGACAACGAAAAGUGCUGGUUUGGCAAACGUCCUGGAGUAUACACUGACUACAUCUACCAGGGCCCCAUGAUCCUGGUCCUGCUGAUCAACUUUAUCUUUCUCUUCAACAUUGUCCGCAUCCUCAUGACCAAACUCCGGGCAUCCACCACAUCUGAGACUAUUCAGUACAGGAAGGCUGUGAAGGCCACUCUGGUGCUCCUGCCUCUCCUGGGCAUCACCUACAUGUUGUUCUUCGUCAACCCUGGAGAGGAUGAGGUCUCCAGGGUUGUCUUCAUCUAUUUCAACUCUUUCCUGGAGUCCUUUCAGGGCUUCUUCGUGUCUGUGUUCUACUGUUUUCUGAACAGUGAGGUCCGCUCUGCCAUCCGGAAGAGGUGGCGUCGGUGGCAGGACAAGCACUCUAUCAGAGCCCGAGUGGCCCGCGCCAUGUCCAUCCCCACCUCCCCCACCAGGGUCAGCUUUCACAGCAUCAAGCAAUCCACAGCGGUGUGAGCCUCAGGCCACAGGGCAGCUCCCAAGACCUGAGGUCGGGGAAAUGAUGCAAGCUCACUAGCAAGCCUGUCUGCAGAGGCAGGCAGCCUUCCCAUCCCUGUCCCUGGGCUGCAGACCUGAGAGCCCGCCCAGCCAUGGACAAUAGCACUGGACAAUAGCUCAUAGCACUGGGGUGGGCUCACGGCAUCUGGCUCUCUGCUGUCCAUUCUCACUGGAAAGUUGAAAUGGGCACUGGGGGCUAACCCUGCAGCAGUUUAAUGAGCUGUCUUCUCCCAGAGCAGCUCACUGAGGAUCUGUCGUCUUCAGCAGCUGUUGGGAGGACUCUUGUUACCCUGGGGCAUCAUGGGAAACUCUCUUCUGAAAGUGUAAAGCCUCUGAGUAUUAGCGAUGCCUUGAGAUGCUACCAAGAACCAACGCCACAUGGUCCAGUCAGGAGACCUGGAGAUAGCUUUAGAAAUCUGGAAAAGUCAUCAGACCGCAUUCCACCUCCCUAGAAGCCACUCCUGAGCCACCAGAACGUCAUCAGCAACAUGGCACUGCCACUGGAAAGCCCUGCCUUGCUGCUCUGCUGCCUUGCACCUUUAGAUGUUUACUAUUCUGCAGGCCAAUCCAGCUUUCUGUCACUUAGCCAAUGACAGCAACAGUCCCCUCACCCCCAAACCCUCACAUAUCUGGAUAUUGUCUAACCUGUGAGAAGAUGGGGGUCAGGAAGGGGACUUGAGUUGCCUAUGAGGGAGAACCAGAGUGGACCCAGCCUAUGAGGAAGGAGUGGCCCCUGGGUACCCAGGCCACUGGCUUCAGUAGCUGGCCUCUUGAACAUGCCCACAAGCUGGGUAAAGGGAGAAAGGGCCUCUCUACUCAAGUGCCCUGAAUGGUGACAGGUGGCUCCUGGGACAACUGACAAAGCCCUUGCUCCCAGGCUUGGAAGGGCCCAGUCCUCACUGGGUGGGAGGGCUGAGGAGCCACAGCAGGACUGAGGUGGGGGUGAUAUAAAUCAUAUUUAUCUUUUCAACUA
Molecule: messenger RNA, 2564 nt
Organism: Grammomys surdaster
Lineage: Eukaryota; Metazoa; Chordata; Mammalia; Rodentia; Muridae
Gene: Crhr1
Product: corticotropin releasing hormone receptor 1
Exons: 13
Coding region: 827-1549 (240 amino acids)
Biological process (GO): cell surface receptor signaling pathway; adenylate cyclase-activating G protein-coupled receptor signaling pathway
Cellular component (GO): plasma membrane; neuron projection
Molecular function (GO): corticotrophin-releasing factor receptor activity; corticotropin-releasing hormone binding; G protein-coupled peptide receptor activity
Source: RefSeq, a predicted model, not a curated record